Molecule: messenger RNA, 1311 nt
Organism: Paecilomyces variotii
Lineage: Eukaryota; Fungi; Ascomycota; Eurotiomycetes; Eurotiales; Thermoascaceae
Exons: 1
Coding region: 389-1189 (266 amino acids)
Source: RefSeq, a predicted model, not a curated record
CUUGGAGCUUUCCGGGGCUGGUUUCCCAGCUACAUUGGAUAGCGCCUUAGGCUUAAGUAGCCUUCGGUGACCGGUUCGUGAUGGACGCUUAGCGCCGCAGUCGGCCUUGCGAAGCGUCUGAGCGGGGUUUCGUUACUUAUUAGUCCAUUAUUUCCGUUAUUUGCUUUUUUUAAGCAAUCAAUAAGAAGCAUCACCUGAAAUUCUAUAUUAAUAUUGCCCCUGCUGACCUUCGUCGAAGGAUUUGGCCGUGACAUCAUUUACUACUAGGCUCAGCCCCCCUCCCCAAAAGAGCCACGUUAGCCUCUAUUGAUGACUCCCGUUAUAUAAACCUAGAAUUACUUUGCGUUAGUGACAAGAAAGUACACAUAACAUUAAUAUCUCUUUCAAAAUGGUUGACAUCACGGAUGAAAUUUAUGCCUCUCGGUACGCUGUCCUCCAAGACCUCUUCAACAACAAAAUAUCUCUGCAGCAAGCCACCUCCAAAUUAGCGUCCAUCUCAUUGUCCGAUGAUGAUCUCAAUCUUACAUGGAACCUCAUUAUUAACUGCGCGUGUGAAUUUCCCGAACGUCACGAUAAGCUUGUCGAUGUACUUGUCUGCCUCUCAAAGCUACCAGAUGCUACAACGGACCAGGGGGUACCUCUUAAAAAGUAUGGAUUGCAAGUUUGGAGAGACUUGCCAAUGUUUGACUGGGAGCUCCGCGAAGAGUGGGAUGUACGAUCGAUACCUUCUGGCCCUCCUGACUGCCGCCAAAAGGCAAUCUCGAACUUUAUCAAUUUAAACAAAUUCACUGCACUCCUCAUGGCGACAGGGGAACCAAUACUCGAAUUCUCUUGGUUCGCGCUUAUAGCCUUAAGCACUGCGCUCGAAACUCCGCCAAACCAAUUACCAGCGACGGACCCUCUGGACGCAUACAUUCCUGCUGCUGCCGCCUGGAUUGAGACCCUAGGUGUGGAUAUAUAUCAAUGGGACGAAGAGCACGAGCAUAGACCUUUGUCCGGCAUCCCUGGCGAGGGGGGUCCACUGUGGAAAGGAAAACACAGUUUUUGCAAGGAGAGGUGGAGGUUUUGGCGGGAAAGGUUUGGGGAAAUGGCUCGGAUAGAUGAUGACCUUGGAGAGGGAGCGAGGAUAGCAGCGAGGGAGGCUGAGCUAAUGAUGAGGGAUAUUGAGAAUGGCGAUGUGGAGGAGUAGAGGAAUAAGAUAACCCAGACUAUUUGACGUCAAGCGUAACAAUCAUCUAAUUAGUACACACAUAAUACAAGACAACAAGGAUAACUACCUGAGCUCUCCGAGAUCAUCUGACUGCACUGGCC